This is a messenger RNA of Nannospalax galili (Upper Galilee mountains blind mole rat), 5717 nucleotides long. It is a transcript of the gene Ppm1l, whose product is annotated as protein phosphatase, Mg2+/Mn2+ dependent 1L. The transcript is spliced from 4 exons. Gene Ontology annotation, cellular component: nucleus; cytosol. The record is from RefSeq and is a predicted model, not a curated record. NCBI's taxonomy places the organism in Eukaryota, Metazoa, Chordata, Mammalia, Rodentia, Spalacidae. Gene Ontology annotation, molecular function: protein serine/threonine phosphatase activity. Bases 1 to 741 code for a protein of 246 amino acids. Gene Ontology annotation, biological process: positive regulation of canonical Wnt signaling pathway; protein dephosphorylation; positive regulation of canonical NF-kappaB signal transduction.
AUGAGUGACCUGCCUAGAAGGGAGAAUGAAUUUGCUUCCGGUUUUUCCAGCUCUCAGACUGCAGCGGAGUAUGUAAAAUCUCGACUCCCAGAGGCCCUUAAACAGCAUCUUCAGGACUAUGAGAAGGACAAAGCAAACAGCCUGUUGUCCUACCAGACCAUCCUUGAACAGCAGAUCUUGUCCAUUGACCGAGAAAUGCUAGAAAAAUUGACCGUAUCCUAUGAUGAAGCAGGCACAACAUGUUUGAUUGCUCUACUAUCAGAUAAAGAUCUCACUGUGGCCAAUGUGGGUGACUCUCGAGGCGUCCUUUGUGACAAAGAUGGAAAUGCCAUUCCCUUGUCUCAUGAUCACAAACCUUACCAACUGAAGGAGAGAAAGAGGAUAAAGAGAGCUGGUGGGUUCAUCAGUUUCAAUGGCUCCUGGAGGGUCCAGGGAAUCCUGGCUAUGUCACGUUCCCUGGGGGAUUAUCCACUGAAAAACCUCAAUGUGGUCAUCCCAGACCCAGAUAUCCUGACCUUUGACCUGGACAAGCUACAGCCCGAGUUCAUGAUCUUGGCAUCAGAUGGCCUGUGGGAUGCUUUCAGCAAUGAAGAAGCAGUUCGAUUCAUCAAAGAGCGCUUGGAUGAACCUCACUUUGGGGCCAAAAGCAUCGUUUUACAAUCAUUUUACAGAGGCUGCCCUGAUAACAUUACAGUCAUGGUGGUGAAGUUCAGGAAUAGUGGCAAAACAGAAGAGCAGUGAACCUUUAGGGUCUCACCUGCCCCAGACUAAAGGACUUUUGACACACUGGUCUCUUUUAAUGUAAUGAAAGGUAUGGGAGUUUUCAUUAGGAUCAUCAGUCCCAACACAGAAUCCCCCUCCCUGGUGGCCUUGGGUCUCUACUGAGUACGAAACAGAGGGUGCCCUGGCCCAUGUAGUUGAGAGGCUGGAAAAUGGUUUCUUCGUAAUUUCCCCACCUCCCAUCAAUGUCCAAAAUACAUAAAUAGGUAGCUGUAGAUCCCAUGUGAGUUGGAAGGCAGAUAGGCCGUGUAUUCUCCUUCUUAAUGUUCUAUUCAAGAUCUCUUUCAGAGUCCUCCAGACGUCAGCCUUGGUGUCCUCACUGUACCCGUGGGCGGGCCAGGCUUCCUGUCCCGCGGGAAGCAGGCCAGCGCAUCACCUGUGAGUCAGGGGCUGAUGUAUUGGCAGUGCCCUCUGCCUAGAGGCAGUGUGGUCUGGAAUGCUUUGUCCUCCUGAGCCUGUGUAUUCUGGACUCUGGCCACCUGGAAGCAGAAUUGGGAUGCUUUAUUAUUUAUUGGCUGCUCUUGGAGACUGAGGGAUGCAGAGAGGAUGGAAAGUCAGUGGCAGCUGCCAAUACAACAGAAAUCACCCCUCUUCUUCCUCAUCCUGUUAUUAGUUAAAUGGACGUGGUACACACCUAACCAGCCUGUAUGUCUCUCCUAAUGGAGCACAAUCUUACCUUUUGCUCACACCUUACAAUAAGUAAAAGGCAGCUGCUGACUCCACUACUAGACAUGAGUCUUUCAUGAGUCUUUGUCUUACCUUACCAAGAAUCCAUAGGAGAGGGAAAUGGAAAAAAAGAAAAGCAAAUCACAGAGCUGUACAUCCUGCCAUCUUCAAUGGUGGGUAAGGCUGGGAUGAGGCUCAGAGCCCCCUUGGAAAAUCACUGUCUGCAUGGGGAGAGGAAGGAGUGAGAACACCACCCAGAGCAUGCACCAGCUGCCCACUUCUACCCUGAGCACGCACCAGCUGCCCGCUUCUGUGCAGCUUUUCCACAACCCAGCUUAGUAGCUUUCAAGUCUUUCAAGCACUGGUUGGAGAAGCAGCAGCCUAGAAUUGUAUAUAUGCCCCUUGCACCCAGGAACAGUGUUCCCAGCCAUCACAAAUUGGCAUUUGGCGGUGAACUCCUGGGACAUGGUGCUUGCCAAGGUUUGAAGGGCCUUUCAUCUUUGGUUGCAAAUCUCUGUUUAUACCUGGUAGCUUUCCCCAGACAAACACAAACUGCCUCCCUUGUCCUGGAGGGAAAACAGCAGCAGGUUUCCUAGGGGGGACCUGUGUGCACAGGUAGCAAAGCUAGUUGGUAAUUCAAGCAAGAACUCACAGAGAUAAGUGGCCCAGAGUUACUUGGGGGCCAGGAUUGCUGCUCUCCCUAACACCAAAGUCCCAUUUUUCCAGCCUCUGUAUUUUGUAAGUUAAUUAUAGAAAAUACUUAGUUGUCCUUUUUGCCUGAUUGAGCCAGCCCAAACCGCCAAACAAGAUUUUUUUUGCAGACUCACAAUCAGAGCCUGCCUUGUUUUGCCUAAUGGCCCAUCGAGGCCUUCCCACUGGCCAUCCCCACUCUGUCCAACUGCAGAGCUUGCUGAAUCCCUUUCCUGGAUAUAACUCUGCAAAACUAAAGAUAAACUUGGACUUCUGAGAACUGCAAACUUUGUCUUGACUCCUCCAGGAACUUGCCUUUCUUUGACUGCAUUGAGAAUUAAUCAUGGUUUCUCAAGAGAUUUGCUUACUUUUGUAUACUGUAUUUUCAACAUUAGUAUUAGAGUCUUAGUUACUGCUUUUUAGCCAUAGAAUGUUUUAGAGCAACAAUACCUUCUACCAUGUUAGAUUUAAGCACUGGCCUAUUGAGAGACACAGGCAUGUAUUGUGGGUUGGGUAGAAAGGGAAUGAACAGACAGGAGGUUAGCCGAGUUUGUUGAUUUAGGCCCUUCUGACUCUGGUCCCCACAGCUCACCAUCUAACUAUAGGUCCAGAAUUUACAGUCCAUAUAGUACACUUCCCUUUUUGUCUUUGCUUAACACAAAAAAAAUGUGUAGUAAGGGGGAAUUAAAAUUCACAAUCAUUUUUAUUGUCAAAAAUGAAUAAUAAUGUUUUGGUGAAGACAAAAAAAAAAGCUACCAAAUUUGUUAAUUAGUAUUCAUUACCAAGCAAAGUUUCUUAACCAGUUGUACUGAUGCAAUAGGUAUAUAAGUUUCUAACUGAGGUUCACAAGUGUCUAGUAAAUUUUCCUUUGGAGAAAUAACUUAUUUCUAACUAUAACCAAAUAGAGUCUAUAGCUCAUAUUCCUUUCUUACCUCUUCCCUUCCCCCCAUGGCUUGUAGACUUUUUUAAAGAUAGACAUAAGGCAAAAUAGUAGCAGUGUGAUGAAUAGUUACAUAGACAACCAGAGUGCCCUGUUCCCUUCUCCACAUCCUCCUAGAAGGUUCUUUCCCUAACCUGCGUCCUGGUCCUGCUGUCCGUCUGCAGCUUGAUACUCCUGGGCACAGUUGCUGCUCCUUCUCUAGAGGCCCAGGAAGGCUGAACUGAUUUGAGAUGUCUGCAUGCGAAGCUUCCCUAACUAGCACAGCCAAAGCUUUGGAGUCAUCACCGAGGCUGCCCAAACUCCCUAGCUAGCCUGAGUUCCAAUUGCCAAUAGUCCCCAUGGUGCCAAAUUUUGGGAUGGUUUUACAGUCUUCUAGAAAUGAAGCUGAUGCCAAGCCUGGGCCCCCAUCAACCACCACACAACUGCUGCUCUGGCCAUCUGUACUAUUUGGGUGGGGGAGGGGCGGGAGAGGAAGGGGAAGGUUUUUAAAAAUUCACUUCGUUUUCAGUUCUUUAAUCAAAAGAAUAAACUGGGCUGAUAUAGAGUACUCCAAAGCUAGCUCCCAAGACCUAUCUUUUUUUUCUAAUGUGACCAACUUGCCCAAGCCAAAGAACUCUUGAGUCACUAUUCUAACACCACAUGACUCUAAGUGUAUGAACCAGUGUGACGCUCUGUUCCUUCAAUGGACUGAAGGGAUUGGCCUUUUGAAUCUGGUAUAUGUCGUAGUAUUACAGAGAGAGCGUUAUAGUAAAGGAACUUGCAGCCUGGCUAAUUUGAAGCAUACCCUAUGUCAUCCAAGUGCAAUGCUUUGGACAUUUUGCACAAAUGACAAGCGAUUGCACGAGAGCACUGACAUCACCGUUUUAAUCUUCUCUGAAGUGAUUGUAGGGAACUGGUUCCAUUAUUGACUGGGGCGUCUGGAAAUGCACAAGGGGUUCACUGAGGGAAUGGUUUCUUUUCCCUUUGCUAGGCAUACCUUGGUUUUCCUGAUGUUUUUUCUCCAUGAAUUGUUGGCAGGUCUAGCUCUCGUUGCAGCAGCCCUGGAGGAAGGUCUACCUCCAGGUCUGCAGCAGGUCAUGACAUUUGAAAGGAUGGGACUAUAUAUUUGGUAUAAAGCUUUAUUUUCCAAUGAUUUCAGAAAUUUUCUUUCUUCCUUUUGGCCCACUGUUAGACUAAUCUCCUCUGACUAGUCACCCAAAAUUGCCUUAGCCUGUCACACCAGCAUUCCUGAUCCAGCUCUAGGAAAAAAAAAUAUAUGUAAGAUACCAUCCUGGGGCCUGUUUAACUGCCUGUGGGUUAAAUCAGUUUUUAUCUAAGCCCUUGGACUAGUUGGACUACUGAAAGAAAAGAGGAAUACAGUGUCCCUCAACAGAGGAGAACACAAUUUCUUUCCACAUUUGGCAUCUAAGGAGUUGGAGAAUAUACUUUCUUUAUGCAAAGUAAACUCAUUGGAAAUUGAAAGGUAUGAAUGUCCUGUGGGAGAGGAAAAAGCACAUAGAGAACACAAAUAUAGUAUCUGUGAGCCUGUUGCUUUCCACAUUAACAUUAUCACAGAAAACUUUUCCUAGUAAUGUCCCAGGGAACUCCUCACCAACAGAAAUGACUCUGGACAUGCUGUUUUCAGUCACCAUGACACUUGGUAGUAGCAAUACAGUUUAGUUCAGAAGCACCAAACCUUUCAGCCUCGAGGCUAGCUUAUGACAGAAACAGUGGUAAAGACGGUAUGAUUUAAUAUGAUCAUUGACAGCAGAAGUCCAACAAUCCCAUCUCCCUCCUAUGUGAGUCGUAAGAGCUUUUCCACGGCUGGGCAGUUCUCAAAUGUAUUCUAAGAGGCUUAACUUGUUUUUCUGCAGUUAUCUUUGCUUUCCAGAUUGAAUCAAAAUAUUUUUGUUUCAUCACUAAAUGAAAGUAAAAGAGAGAAAAUAAUAGAACAGGAAAAGUACAUAUUUGGUUUUAAUUCACUUCUGACAUUUUAGAUUUUUAAAAAUUAUUUGAUAAUAGAGAUGCCAACUACUUUUAUUAACAGACAUUUACUGUCUUUCCACUGUUCUCUCCAGAUUCAGUGAAAUAAUUUAAAAUCAACUAGAGCUCAUAUGUCCUGAAAUUCCCAUCCUGUGCCAUCCUAUCUUUCAGAUUCCGUGUAUAUUAUUAAGUUGGGCACUUUGUCUCUUCCUAGCAUGUAAGGGUUGACCGUAGUUCUAUAGCCGUCAUCUUCAGCAUGGUCAGUUUGCUUAGGAAGCUAUAACAGAUCACCCCAAAGUAAUGGGUGAAAUGGAACAGGGUAAAUUUGAGGUAAAGUCGCUAAUUUAAGAUUGCAUCCGCUAUUUGGGGUAUGUCCACCCAUAUUGUAUUAACAAAAGAGCAGAAAACAAACUUACGUAGCGUCUCUUAGGCUAGUUGGCAGAGUGCAAAGUGCAGGGGACAGCCCAUUAGAUAUUUGUUUCUAAAUAUGUUUCCUAAUGUAUAAAUUCUUGCAGAUUUUUAGUAGUUAGUGCUUUGUCCAUUAUUUGUUUGCUUUGUCAUUGUUAAGUUGCAUACUCCUAAGCCAGGUGUUGAUUAUGAUAAUUUUAUGUGUUCAGUAAUAACUACACCAUCAUAUGUUACAAUCAUGUUAAUAAAUCCGAGGUCUUUGAGGAGGGCA